Messenger RNA from Calidris pugnax (ruff), 1552 nucleotides. RefSeq names its product PIH1 domain containing 3 (gene DNAAF6). Gene Ontology annotation, molecular function: dynein intermediate chain binding; protein-folding chaperone binding. The transcript has 7 exons. Gene Ontology annotation, cellular component: cytoplasm. NCBI's taxonomy places the organism in Eukaryota, Metazoa, Chordata, Aves, Charadriiformes, Scolopacidae. Gene Ontology annotation, biological process: flagellated sperm motility; axonemal dynein complex assembly. The coding region runs from base 371 to 973 and encodes 200 amino acids. The record is from RefSeq and is a predicted model, not a curated record.
CGCGGCCUCUGGCGGCUCCGGGCCGGGCGGCAGGGGCUGGGCUCCCAUCCGAGCCUGGUGCGUCCGUGGGUGGGAGGCCUCCCCCGGUGCCCGUAACGCGGCGUGGGAGCCGCUGUGCAGCCCGACAGCGGGGCCGCAGUGGGGUGGAGAACCUGCGUGAAAAGCUCUGCCUGGCUCCUCGCUGCCAGGACUGAGCCAAGGCGUCCAGUGCUGCCCUGGCUGCAGGAGCUGCAAACCCGCCUUGACAGGGCGUCUGCCAGAGCCAAGAGUCACUGUGAGGCUUGAGCUGCGAUUGCACCCACUGCCUGAGGGGAGAAAGGGUCUAAGCACAGAGAGGAAAGGUUGACUGUGUUCCGUUAUACAUGUUUUGAUGUCACACACGUUAUUGGGGAAUGCUGAUAUGGACAGUCUUUCCUCAGGCUCUUCUCUGCAGUUCCUGGCUAAACUGCUUUCUGAUACUCCGGAGGAAGAGGAUGAUGAUGAACCUGUGCCACGCUCCUCUGUUAGUGCCAUGACUCCUGCUAGCAUUGGACCAGUAAAGAAAGAGAGCACUGAUACUUCUCAAGUGGAAUCUGAAAACAGGACAACUAUUUGGAAUACAGAGGAGGUGCCAGAAGGAUCUGAAUUUGAUGAUACCUGGGACCCCAGAGAACAGCCAGAGUAUCAGAUUUUGUUCAAACAGUGUGUGGGAACAGAGGACGUCUUCUUUGGCAUGAGCAGGAAAGACCCCUCCACAGCCUGCUGUGAAGAUAUGGUGAUUAAAAUCAAGUUGCCAGAGACAAAGUACUCAGACAUCACAUUGGAUAUCCAGGACAAGGUUCUCGACCUUCGAACUCCCCAAAAGAAGCUGCUGCUGCACCUCCCCUACCCUGUAGACAGCAAGAAUGGUAAAGCUCGUUUUCUCUCUGAAGAGGAGACCUUGGAAGUCACCUUGAGAGUAUCAAGGAUGUUUGAUUUCAUAAAUUUUCUCUGAUGGAUAAAGAAAUGGAGAAAGUUUGCAAAAAAUAAUCUCUUAGCUUGAAGUCUUCUUGAAACCUAACUGGUCAUGAAAUAGACUGUUUCCCUUGAACAGUCCACGGGGAAUAUCCCUGGAAAAAUUGCAUGAGUCAGUAGGAACGUAGCACUGAAGGUAGAAGCUGAGGCUGUUCUCCUCUUGCGCUGCUCUGGUUCAUGUUCUGCUUCCUUUAGCCUGGUGCAGGGUCUGUGAAUGGGAAAACCAGAGAAAAUCUUUUUGUGUUUGUGGCUGAUGAGUAGCACAAUGAGGCUCUGGCUGAUGAGUUUGGUGCUUGUGGUGCAUAUUCUUGCUUGGCCUCCAAUGCUGGGACUGGGGUCUGUUCAGAAUCUCCUCUUGGCUACUUCAUGAGAAGAUCAAAGCUCUCAGGGAUCCAUAUCCACAUCUAAGGCUCCUUUACACUGGCAGAACAAGGUAACCAGCUGUAGUUGGAUUGUUGAACAGCUCAGCUCUUUUGAACAAUUUUUGACAAUGUAUGGUUUAGUGUCAUCUAUUCACCCGCUGUCCCUCCAGCUAUUUUUCUGAUCUUUCUUGAUUAAU